AGUUUUUGCAGAGGAGUCGUUUUGUUUAUCGAUACUUUGUAGAUUUUGUUAGCAAUUAAUAAAUUUAAGCGAGCGGAAAAUACGCAGGAAGCCAGAAACCAGUGAAAACUUGCCCGAGGGACACAGGAGGCGUGGGGUCCACUUGGCCAUAUCAACUAUCAAUCAAAUCAGAUCGAACCGAGCUUUCGAUUCGGCUAAUUUCGCCAUCGGGCACAAUUUCAUCACUGCACACGUGUCUGGAGCUUCGCUUGGAAAUUGGACACCUCCGUGGAUUGCGGACAACCACGAAGGGGCUCUGGGACAUUCCCAGCAGUCGGCGGCGGGCAGAAAGAGACUUUUCCGGCGGAGAAGAGGCUGCAGCAGCUAAUUCGAGCUGCUGCCCAGCGGAGGCGACCGUGGGAGCACCGGACUUUCCAUGGCUGAAUACUGGCAGCAUUUGACCAACGGCGCCGGCGGAUCAGGCUCGGGAUCAGCAGGAUCGCCUGCCAUGGCCGCGUUGAAUGGAGGGCACGAGACGCCGGCGACGGGUGGUUCCAACAACACCUCGAACGGCAACAACAACUAUGUGAACUUCAAUCAGUUCAUAAUGCAGCACAAUCUGGGCGGUGGAGCACCCUCGAAUGCCGCAGGCACCAUGCAACAUCCACUUGGUAGCAAUAACAUCAACAGCAACUCAAACUACUCCCUCGGCGGCGGCGGAGGGGCUUUUGGACUGAAUCCACCAGUGGCACAAGGGAACACCAACAACUUCACAAAUUUUUAUUCGCAGCCCAUCUUCCCAUCGUAUUCAAAUGGCGAAGGCGUUGCCGCCUUUUCCAACAGUUACGGGUCGGACAAUCCGAGCAGCAGCACUUUUUCGAGUCUUUACACCCCGUUUGGCAAUAAUCCAUUUGACUUCAGCGCUUCCAAGCUGCAGGCCUCAGCGCCCGAAUUCGUGCCCAGUAUGGCCAAGCUAAGUCUAGAAGAGACUCCGACGGCCGCAACGAAUGGGAACAGCACUGCCAGCCAAGAGACUGCCAUAAAUGAAACGAGAUCUAGGAGCUUACAAGCAGAUGGAGCUGCUGAACGAGGAGCCAACAACCAUCGUUCGAACCAGAAUUACGAAAGGGAGCGAGACAGGGACUCGCGUCCAGGCAGCACGCGACAGCAACGACGCUCUGAUUACCGCGAAGAUCGGGAUGAUCGCAGAGAAAGGGAGGAGCGAAGGGAGAGAGAGGAUCGCUACGAAAGAAACGAUCGCAGAAGGCCACAGAAGCAGCAACGCUACGACAAUCAUCGGAGCAAUAAACGCAGGGACGACUGGAACCGUAACAGGGAUCGCAUCAACGGGUUUCCCCGGGCCGUCGACGAUCUGGACACGAGCAACGAGAGUGCCCACCCAUCACCCGAAAAGCAGUCACAACAGCAACAGAUUUCGCCCAGAAGAGCUCCACCGCCCCCACCGGCGGACAACGAGAAGCUAUCGCAGCGAGAAAAACUCAUCCGCGACAUCGAGCAACGACGUCUGGAGUGCCUAGUUUGUGUGGAGGCGAUCAAGGCGCAUCAGCCCACCUGGUCGUGUCAGAACUGUUACCACUUGCUUCACCUAAAGUGCACCAUCACCUGGGCGAGCAGCUCCAAGUCAGAAGUGGGCUGGCGUUGUCCAGCCUGCCAGAAUGUGCUGCCGGAGCUGCCCCGCGAGUAUCUGUGCUUCUGCGGCAAGCUAAAGAAUCCUCCGGUGUCGCGAACGGAGCUGGCCCACAGUUGCGGGGAGGUUUGCUGCCGAAUCGAGGGCUGCAGUCACGCGUGCACUUUGCUCUGCCAUCCCGGUCCAUGUCCGCCUUGUCAGGCCAACGUGGUUCGUAGCUGUGGCUGUGGGCGCAGCUCCAAAACCAUGCAGUGCGCCAUGAAGGAGGAGCUCCUCUGCAACGAGAUCUGCAAUAAGACGCUCAACUGCGGCGAGCACAACUGUCAGUCGGAGUGCCACUCGGGCAAGUGCGCCGCGUGUCCCGAGCAGGUUGAGCAGCACUGCCACUGCGGCAAGCAGGAGCGCCAGGUGCCGUGCACGCGCGAGAACCAGGAUAAGCGGAGCUACUCGUGCAAGGAGAGCUGCGGCAAACCGUUGCCGUGCGGUAACCACAAAUGCAAGGACUCCUGCCACGCGGGCAGCUGUAGGCCCUGCAAGCUGAGUCCCGAGCAGAUAACCAGCUGUCCCUGCGGCAAGAUGCCUAUACCGGCGGCCCAGCGUACGAGCUGCCUGGAUCCCAUCCCCACUUGCGAGGGCAUCUGCUCCAGAACGCUGCGCUGCGGGAAGCCGGCGCAUCCGCAUCAAUGCGGCAGCAAGUGCCAUUUGGGCCAGUGUCCCCCGUGUCCCAAGCAGACGGCGGUGAAGUGUCGUUGUGGUCACAUGGACCAGAUGAUCAAGUGCCGGCAGCUGUCCAGCCGAGCAGAUGAUGCCCGUUGCAAGCGACGCUGCACCAAGAAGCGCAGCUGUGGCAAGCACAAGUGCAACGCCGAGUGCUGCAUCGAUAUCGACCACGCAUGUCCGUUGCCCUGUAACCGAACUCUGAGUUGUGGCAAACACAAGUGCGACCAGCCGUGCCACCGCGGCAAUUGCCCGCCAUGCUACCGCAGCAGCUUCGAGGAGCUCUAUUGCGAGUGUGGCGCUGAAGUGAUCUAUCCACCAGUGCCGUGUGGCACCAAGAAGCCCAUCUGCAAGCGCCCCUGCUCGCGCCCCCAUCCCUGCGAGCAUGCGCCGCAACACAACUGCCAUUCGUCGGCCACCUGUCCGCCCUGCAUGAUAUUCACCACGAAGUUCUGCCACGGCAACCACGAGCAGCGCAAGACCAUUCCCUGCUCGCAGCCCAACUUUAGCUGUGGCAUGGCCUGCGGCAAGCCGUUGCCCUGUGGCCGCCACAAGUGCAUCAAGCCGUGCCACGAGGGUGCCUGCCAGUCAGCAGGAGAGAUUUGCCGCCAGAGCUGCACCAAGCCGCGAAACAAUUGUGGGCACAAGUGCUCGGCUGCCUGUCACGAGGGAGCCUGUCCAGAGACUCCCUGCAAGGAGCUGGUUGAGGUUCAGUGCGAGUGUGGCCACCGGAAACAGAGUCGCAGCUGCCAGGAGCUGGCCAGGGAGCACAGUCGUAUAGCCACCGCCCAGCUGGCCUCAUCCAUGGCAGAGAUGUCGCGUGGAAAUUACAUGGAGCUCAGUGAGAUUUUGGCUCCCGCUAAAGCCAACAAGUCUAAUAGAACUUUGGAUUGCAACGAUGAAUGCCGCUUGCUGGAGAGGAAUCGUCGCCUGGCUGUGGCCCUGUCCUCAGGAAAUCCCGAUACAAAGCAAAAGUCCCUGACCAAGUACUCGGAGUUCGUGCGUGGCUUCGCUAAGAGAAACCCGGCGCUGACCAAAAGCGUUUACGAGACGCUGAGCGAUCUGGUGAAGUUGGCCAAGGAGAGCAAGCAGCGGUCGAGGAGCCACUCCUUCCCCACAAUGAACCGCGAGAAGAGGCAGCUGGUGCACGAGCUAUGCGAGAUAUUUGGCAUAGAGUCGGUUUCCUAUGACAAGGAACCCAACCGCAAUGUAGUGGCCACGGCCCAUAAAGAAAGGUGCUGGCUGCCUGCCACGAGCAUCAUGGAAGUGCUGGCUCGCGAGUCCGGACAGCGUCGUGUCCCGGUGCCCAGCAACAAUGCAUGGGGCUUGAAGAAGUAGAUCUAAUCCAUCUGGAUAUUCGUAUACUGAGAUAUUCUAAAUGUUUAAUCGUUGGCGCUGGAAAAUAGUACUUUUAAUUGGAUGCAAGCGAUGUGGAACAGGAGCCUGGAUGAACUACUGAUAUCGAUCCUGAAUGAGAGAAAGCCAAGUGCGCUGCGAGGACAAUACACAAGGAUUGUUGCCGUUAUCACGUAUCUUUUGUAAAUUAUAACGAAUGUUAGUUGAACCCUAGAAUGCUAAAUGUUGAAUACUGAAUGAAGUGAACUGGAUGCGCAGGCACAAAUAUGAAGAAUGCUGUUAACCAAUCUGUUGUACGAUGAAUUUAUCCAAAAUUGAAACUCUCUGACCACGUUGCAUCUAACUAAUUAAAAAAGAAAUAGAUCAGAGGGAUAAAUAAAUGAGAAAAUAGAGCCGAGGGAAA
This is a messenger RNA of Drosophila ficusphila, 4103 nucleotides long. It is a transcript of the gene stc, whose product is annotated as protein shuttle craft. Gene Ontology annotation, biological process: negative regulation of transcription by RNA polymerase II. Gene Ontology annotation, molecular function: DNA-binding transcription factor activity, RNA polymerase II-specific; RNA polymerase II transcription regulatory region sequence-specific DNA binding; zinc ion binding. The record is from RefSeq and is a predicted model, not a curated record. Gene Ontology annotation, cellular component: nucleus. The transcript has 5 exons. The coding region runs from base 416 to 3682 and encodes 1088 amino acids. Lineage: Eukaryota; Metazoa; Arthropoda; Insecta; Diptera; Drosophilidae.